AGGUGUCACUUUUCUUUCCUGCGGCCCGUCACCGCUGAUAAAUGGCACUGGGGCAGAGGAAGGAAAAAGAAAACCUCCGAGGUCAGCGCGGGGCGAGGCGGGUCCCUCCGAGGGCCCUCGGCCCAGGAGCACGAAGCGCGCCCGGCUGCGCUCAGGCACCCCCGGCAUGGCCAGGGGUUCUCUCUGCGUGCUGUUGUCUCUUUGGGUUUUCGCCGGAGCCCCACGCCCACCCGCCUCUGAGUCCUGGAAGAAAGGGGCGGCUCUUCGCCCCCCAGCGCCCCGGAAAAUGGGGAGCAAGGCUCUGCCAGCGCCCAUCCCGCUCCACCCGUCGCUGCAGCUCACCAAUUACUCCUUCCUACAGGCCGUGAACACCUUCCCUGCCGCAGUGGACCACCUGCAGGGCCUGUACGGUCUCAGCGCCGUGCAGACCAUGCACAUGAACCACUGGACGCUGGGGUACCCCAACGUGCACGAGAUCACCCGGUCCACCAUCACCGAGAUGGCGGCGGCGCAGGGCCUCGUAGACGCGCGCUUCCCUUUCCCGGCUCUGCCCUUUACCACCCACCUCUUCCACCCCAAGCAGGGAGCCAUUGCCCACGUCAUCCCAGCCCUGCACAAGGACCGGCCGCGUUUUGACUUUGCCAACUUGGCCGUGGCCGCCACGCAAGAAGACCCCCCUAAGAUGGGAGACCUGACCAAGCUGAGCCCGGGGCUGGGUAGCCCCAUCUCGGGCCUCAGUAAAUUGACUCCGGACAGAAAGCCCUCCCGAGGGAGGUUGCCCUCCAAAACGAAAAAAGAGUUUAUCUGCAAGUUUUGCGGCAGACACUUUACCAAAUCCUACAACUUACUCAUCCACGAGAGGACCCACACGGACGAGAGGCCAUACACGUGUGACAUCUGCCACAAGGCCUUCCGGAGGCAAGAUCAUCUGCGGGAUCACAGGUAUAUCCAUUCCAAAGAGAAACCCUUCAAAUGUCAGGAGUGUGGGAAAGGAUUUUGUCAGUCUAGAACUCUCGCAGUUCACAAAACUUUACAUAUGCAGGAAUCUCCACACAAAUGUCCCACAUGUGGAAGAACCUUUAAUCAGAGAAGUAAUCUGAAAACUCACCUUCUCACCCAUACAGACAUCAAGCCCUACAGCUGCGAGCAGUGCGGCAAAGUGUUCAGGCGAAACUGUGAUCUGCGGCGGCACAGCCUGACUCACACUCCGCGGCAGGACUUCUAGAGAAGCCCAGGAUCUGUCCCGUGCCGCCGCUGCUCCCCUCCCCAGACACCUCUCCUCGCCUGCCCCCGCCCCCACCGGGGGUUCCACCCCCAAUCCUUCACUGACCCCAGCGCUUCCCCUGCUGCAGCCGCACCUGCAGCUGCAGGGAGUUAAUUCUUCCCAAGGACUGGGGACUGUAGAAAGCCACACAGUACAUCCCUUCACCAAGAGCAUAUGCUAGUUUCUUGUAGAUAUUCACAGCUCAUUUUAGAGCUCUGUACAUAGUGUCGUGGGUCUUUGUUUUGUUUUCGUAUCUUGUUGGAUGCACCUAGAUAUGGAAAAUGGAAGCCAAAUUUAUUUUUAAAGACUGUAUUUUCAAAAUAAAACUUUUUCUUGUCUGUUUCAACACUUCCACAAAAGUGUCUUGCUACUUAACUUCUAUUUUUCAUCUGGAUUCUGGAAGAGUGGGAUGCCUCUAAAAUAUUUGAUAUGGAAGGGAAUUCUUUAUCCCUAGGGUAUCAAAAUAAGACUUCUCAGUUUUUUUGAAUUGGA
Molecule: messenger RNA, 1756 nt
Organism: Equus quagga
Lineage: Eukaryota; Metazoa; Chordata; Mammalia; Perissodactyla; Equidae
Gene: OSR2
Product: odd-skipped related transciption factor 2
Biological process (GO): regulation of transcription by RNA polymerase II; embryo development; urogenital system development
Cellular component (GO): nucleus
Molecular function (GO): DNA-binding transcription factor activity, RNA polymerase II-specific; RNA polymerase II transcription regulatory region sequence-specific DNA binding
Source: RefSeq, a predicted model, not a curated record